Messenger RNA from Chiloscyllium plagiosum (whitespotted bambooshark), 2594 nucleotides. Its product is annotated as arf-GAP with dual PH domain-containing protein 1-like. The record is from RefSeq and is a predicted model, not a curated record. Gene Ontology annotation, biological process: positive regulation of GTPase activity. Gene Ontology annotation, molecular function: phosphatidylinositol-3,4,5-trisphosphate binding; GTPase activator activity; phosphatidylinositol bisphosphate binding. Gene Ontology annotation, cellular component: intracellular membrane-bounded organelle; plasma membrane; cytoplasm. Lineage: Eukaryota; Metazoa; Chordata; Chondrichthyes; Orectolobiformes; Hemiscylliidae.
AGGCGUAUCUCUGACGGGGGAGGGGGAAUGGUCACUUUUCUCGCCGGCGUAAGAAUGCGGAACAAGUACAAGUGAGAGGCAGAGAGCAAGUUUGAUGUGUGUGUGUCGCUGGCUUAGUGAUAAGGCUUCGACCCCCCCCCCCCCACUUUGCUCUUUCAUCUAAUUUUAAGCCGAUAUGCAGCAACCAGGAAAAAAGUGGCUUAUGAUGAAACCAUAGCAGCAGGAGGAGAUUCUGGACAAAUCCACUUUUUUUAAAAAAAGAAAUAGAAUAUUUAAAAAGGAAACAAGAAAUUGCAGCCUGCGAAGUCUUGCAAGGCAUAUUGAUUUUGUUUUUAUUCAAAAGAAAGGACAGAAUCUAUUCCAGCUGUCUUGAUAGCAUGGCGGUCGAGAGAAACAGGAGACUUUUGCAGGAUCUGUUGGAGAAUCCAGGGAACGAGGCGUGUGCGGAUUGCGGUGCCCCGGAUCGUGACUGGGCAUCUUAUACUCUUGGAAUUUUUAUCUGUUUAAAUUGCUCAGGAAUUCAUCGAAACAUCCCUCAAGUUAGCAAAGUGAAAUCUGUUCGGUUAGAUGCCUGGGAGGAUGAUGAAGUUAAGUUUAUGGCCUCUAAUGGGAACACUGCAACCAAAGCAAAAUAUGAGUCGAAGUUGCCGGCAUUUUAUUAUAGACCAACGUUUACAGAUUGUCAGGUACUUCGGGAACAGUGGAUCCGUGCCAAGUAUGAAAGAAAGGAAUUUAUCUGCAUCGAAAAACAGGAGCCUUACUCUGCAGGUUACAGAGAAGGCUUUCUUUGGAAACGGGGGCGUGACAAUGGUCAGUUCUUGAGCAGGAAGUUCAUAUUAUCAGAACGAGAAGGCGUGCUGAAAUAUUUCAACAAACAUGAUGCGAAAGAUCCAAAAGCUGUUCUGAGGCUGGAACAAAUCAAUGCCACUUUUCAACCGACAAAAAUUGGGAAUCCAAAUGGAUUACAAAUUACUUACUUAAAAGACAACAGUACCAGGAAUAUAUUCGUCUAUCACGAAGAUGGAAAGGAAAUAGUUGACUGGUUCAAUGCAAUCCGAGCAGCACGUUUCCAUUACUUACAAGUGGCAUUCCCUGGAGCUAGUGAUGCUGAUCUGGUACCAAAACUAACGAGAAAUUACGGUAAAGAGGGAUAUAUGGAGAAGACUGGUCCAAAGCAAACUGAGGGGUUUAAGAAACGAUGGUUCACGUUAGAUGACAGGAGGCUGAUGUAUUUCAAAGACCCACUGGAUGCCUUUGCUCGGGGUGAAGUAUUCAUCGGGAGUAAGGAAAAUAGCUAUAGUGUUUUAGACGGUCUUCCUCCAUCAACCCAAGGGAAUCAUUGGCAAUAUGGAAUUACCAUAGUAACCCCUGACAGGAAGUUCUUGUUUGCAUGUGAAACGGAGAGUGAACGUCGCAUUUGGAUGGAAGCCUUUCAGAAGGUUAUUGACAGGGCAAUGUUGCCCCAAGAGUACGCAGUGGAAGCACAUUUUAAACACAAGCCGUAGAAGAUCCUUGCUUUCUGAGGCUGUGGGCACAUUAGGACUUCAUCUGCUCGUCACUGUUCUUUUUCAAAUAUGGAUUGUUCAGUGUUUGUGCAGCAGUCUGUUUCCCUCUCCUCCAUCCCUGUGCCCCCCAAAACUCACUCCCUCCUCUCAACAACUACCAUUGGUAGGGAUGGGAAAGUGGGGUAUAAGCACUUGAAGAAAAUUAAACUGUAGCAAGAAAGUGAAGUUGAAAGUGAUGUGCAUGUCGCUAAAUUGUAAAAUCAGGAGCAUGAAUUUCACUUCAGCAUUUGGGAUGACUGUCAAAACAUGGUUCAGUUCACAGUACAACACUGCAUGAGUAUUUCUAUUUGUUAAUAUUUAACCACAUUGUUUCCACUGCAGUAGGACACUAUAAAUACAGUGACAUGAAAAGCUUAAGAUUUUUUAAAAUUCAAUCUCAUGUACCCACGUGUAAUUGUCCAUUGCUGGUCAUAUGCCAAUUCUCUGUUCAUCCACUUUGUUCUUGCAGUCUUCAAGCAACUGUACUUAAGUAUAAAAAGUAAAAAUUAAAUUUAGCUGUACAGACUUUAAUGAGCAGUGAUUCUACAUGAUAAACUUUCUCAAAUGUCCGUAAAGACUUUUUGUUUUAGUUGCAAUUGUGACAACUGACUCACCUAGAAAACUUGAAAUUUUUUUUAUUUCUUGUGUGUAUAUUUUCUGUGGAUUGUCAAACAAAAAAUGCAAAUACAGGUGUCAGUGAAGCUGAAAAUACAGCCAGUACCUAGUCUCUCAGUGUACUGCUUUCUUCUGUACAAAAUGUACAGCUUGAAUUAAAUUGUGUAUCUAGGUGUUAUCGAGGAGUGUGUUCUCAGAGAUUUGUUCUCCAUUUAAAGGAAAUAAUAAUUAGCUUUUUCUGUACUGCUCAGCUUAAAGUUAAAUUUUUGUGAUAUGUUGUGUUCCGUGAUGUUUGUGCCAGAUAAUAGUGUAAUAUAUAAUUACCAUGGUAAACAAUGUAAAAAGCCUUCACUUUGCAACAAUUCUUCCUAAAUUUAAUCUGCAGCUUUUUAAUAUGCAUAUUUUUUAAACUGACAUAAAAAGAUCUGAAAUUUA